Molecule: messenger RNA, 1169 nt
Organism: Scaptodrosophila lebanonensis
Lineage: Eukaryota; Metazoa; Arthropoda; Insecta; Diptera; Drosophilidae
Exons: 2
Coding region: 103-903 (266 amino acids)
Source: RefSeq, a predicted model, not a curated record
CUCAAUACAGGUUCCAAUGCUUAACGAUUCAAAAUAACAUUUUUCCGUGUUCAUAGAAAUAAAUUCUUCGCAACCAAAAUUAACUUUUCUGUCUUUAAAACCAUGCCUGCACACAGUACCAGGAAGCGCCACGUCAACGAUAAGAAAGCCGACUUCACACAGCCAACCAAGGAGCAACUAACUCAACCCCAAGCGCUGCAAAAAAAGCGUCAAAUCAAGCAACGCCAGCAGCUGAUCAGGAACAAGGAGAGAAGCAGGCAGGAGAAACAGCGGUCGCGGGGACGGCGCAAAGCGAUCAAGCAGAGUGUCCUCAAACAGAUCUGUAGCUUGCCUCCAGAGAAGGUUGGGGAGUCCGCUCCCGCGAAUGUUAUGUACAGGAACCCCCAUUUCGGCCUAGUGGCCGAUCCAUGCACCCGAUCAGCUUGUAAGGUAUGUCUUUUGGGUCAUCGACCCAAUGCUUUUGCAACAGGUCCGGGAAACCACCUGAAGGCCAAGGCUAGAAUGUCGACCGACAUCAGAACAAAACGCUCGUCUGGGGCAAUGAAAAAAAGGCAAAAUGUCUUCGACGUGGCUGUUCGGAGGGCCCUGGAGCGCCUCGAGUACAAUUUCAAUCUGAUGAGUCAGCGGAAGAGCUCUGGCAUGUGCAUUUGUACGCUGCACAGUGGCCAGCUCUAUAAGAUCCUGAUGGUGCCCAGCGGACUAGGGAGCAUCAGCUUUAUUGCUGACAUCAGUCGCGAGCGCAUGCUGCGUGGACGCCAAGACGGACCGUGCUUGCCACCUCCGCGUAAUGCAAUGCGCAGGGCAGCGGCUGACUUCCACCGGAAGCUGAUGCUUCCCAGUACCAAGCGACGCAACCGCAACAAACGCCACUCAUUGCAUAUGGGCAGGAAACGCCAUUUCUAAAUUUUAGUGCUCGAGCUCAAUUAAUAUUUGACGCGAUUUCACACAAAGGCGCUUCAGCGAAUGGUUUCCGUUAAUAAAGAAUAAUUUCAGCCGUUGAUGAAGCCAAUCCAUUAUUGCUGGUAAAAAAUUAAUGAAGAAAUUGUUCAAAUGAAGAAGUCUAUUUGAUUAAAAGUCAUGAUGCCCCAUUCAUUCAUAUAUAUUAUAUAUUUAAAUAUCAUAUAUAUAUGUAGGAGAGAAAAAUAAAAGAGUGGCCAAAUUCUUAUUAA